Messenger RNA from Photinus pyralis (common eastern firefly), 4119 nucleotides. RefSeq lists its product as uncharacterized. The record is from RefSeq and is a predicted model, not a curated record. Lineage: Eukaryota; Metazoa; Arthropoda; Insecta; Coleoptera; Lampyridae. The coding region runs from base 163 to 1212 and encodes 349 amino acids. The transcript has 2 exons.
UGUAUUUCGACAUCACUGCUCUCAAGUUUUAAUGUAGUACUUGUUCUACGAGACCGAAACGCACGCAUUCAAAGCAAAAGCUAAAAAUAGCCCCCCACCCGCCUCGUUAAAGGUUAACUGUUAUUCAUUCUUGUUUUGCGUGCGACCGUUUUCAUACGUAUUAUGGGAAAGCGAAGCCGUGCUAAGAAGCUUUUAAGGCUGGAGAAGGAGCUUUUUAGGUUAAAGAAGAAGCUUAAGAGGGAUGAUUGUUCGCCCUGUAGCAGCUCAAGGUCGAGGUCGCUGACCCCUACAGACCUUUCCGUGCGACUUUUGACUACACCUUCCCCCUCACAAGGAGGUGGCGGUUUUUCGUGCCUGGAGGUUAGUCCUGCUUCAGGACAGGCUUGGGAUGUUGGCGCCGAUUCUGCGUCCAUUGUGUUGGAUGCAGAGAAAGAAAACUUGGACUGUGCGUCGGCUCCUGUCGUUUUAUCUCCAUCGGAGCAGGAUGACUUGUUGUCGUUGUUGGGGAACGUUUCUACUCCAGCGACUUCGGUUGGACCACCAAUACACGACCGGAUUGCUAGUAAUUUGACUUUCAUUCUAAGAAAUGGGUUAAAAUCCGAAGACAUGUCCAAACUUUUACAGAAGUACCAGGUUCCUGAGAAUUGUAUUGCCGUUAAUAGCCCCAAGCUAAAUCCCUUGGUGUCCAUGUCGAUACCUGAUAAAUUCGUGCAGAGGGACGCAAAUUUAGCUAAGCUACAAGCUCGUUUAGGAGUGGCACUUGCAGCUACUUCGGUGUGUCUAAACACACUUCUUGGAGUCAAAUCUUUUGACAAGAGCAUAAUUGAAUCUUUGAACGAUUCAUUAAAAAUUAUGUCUGACAUCCAUUUUAAUCAAAGUCAGGUGCGAAGAUCUUUAAUAAGAUCGAAUAUAAGUGAGUCUCUACGGUCUACGUUGGAUGGAAUUGCUUUAGACGAUUUCUUAUUUGGAGCCGACUUAGAUGAAAAAGUUAAAGCUUCCAAAUCCCUGGAGAAAGUGUCGAAGGAUUUAAGUUUGACCAAACCGAAAGCUGUCGUACAUGGCUCAAAAAACUUUCGCAACCCGCUUGUGUCCAAUCGGUGGAAUCGAGCACAGGGAGCAGUGAGAACUCCAAACACAGGCGGGCAGAAAAAGUUCACUCCCAAUCAGAGCUCCAACAAAAGGAAGCCAUGGCUCCAACCUCGAAAACAAUAGUAAGUAAAACAGGGGGCAGGUUGGCCCACUUUUUUCCUGUUUGGAGACGUGUAACCGAUGACCCCAUGGUGUUAUCAGUUAUUAGAGGUUAUGUGAUACCUUUUUGUAAUAACAUUAAUUACAAUUGUGUUUCUACUGAACCUAAUUGGUCUUGUAAAGAAAAACAAGAGAUUGCUUUUCACAUUUCUAAUCUGUUAGAUUUAGGGGCUAUUGUUAAGUGUGAUUUUGUGCAUAACCAAUUUUUAUCUGGUAUUUUUCUUGUGCCUAAAUCUGAUGGGACCUCCAGAUUGAUUUUAAACUUAAAAAAUCUAAAUAAGUACAUCAAUACUUCUCAUUUCAAAAUGGAGGACUGGAGGACGGUCUCUUGUCUUUUAAGGCGGAAUAUGUUUAUGGCCACAUUAGACAUUAAGGAUGCUUAUUAUCAUAUUCCGAUACAUAAGGAUUCAAGAAAAUUUUUAAGAUUCUUGUUUAAGGGACAAUUAUAUGAAUUUACAUGUUUACCUUUUGGUUUGUGCACUGCCCCUCUUAUCUUUACUAAAAUUUUAAAGCCUAUUUUUGGGCGUCUCAGGAGUAAAGGGCUACUCUCUGUUACUUACUUAGAUGAUUUCUUGUUAUUGGGGGAUUCAUAUGAAAAUUGUUCUUUAAACGUAUCAUCAACUCGGUCUUUGUUAUGUGAGCUUGGGUUUAUUGUAAAUGAUGUCAAAAGCCAAUUGGUACCGUCCAAGGUUUGCACUUUCUUGGGUUUUUGUUUUGAUUCUGUUAAUAUGACUAUCGGAUUGCCGGAAAAGAAAAUUGCCAGCUUAUUAGCUUUAUUGAAUAGUUUUGAUUACGGUUACGAGUACUCUCUCCGUAAUUUUGCAAGGCUUGUAGGGAAGUUAGUUUCGAGUUGUCCGGCAGUACGUUUUGGUUGGGUACACUUCAAGUCAUUUGAAAGGUUUAAGUUCAUUCAGUUAAUAGUAAACAAUAAGAGUUUUGAUGACAUGUUUACAUUUCCAGUUUCCCUAGCUAGAGACUUAAUUUGGUGGAAAACAAACUUGAUGAUCUCAACUCCAAUUAGGACUUAUCGAUAUGCCCUGGAAAUUUUUUCUGAUGCCUCAAAGACAGGCUGGGGUGUUUGUUGUCAAGGGAAGACGGCCAGAGGUGUUUGGACCGUUUUUGAACAAACUCUCCAUAUAAACAGCUUAGAACUUUUAGCGGCGUUUUAUGGACUGAUUUGUUUUGCUUUUGACUAUUCAAAUUGUGAAAUUUUAUUGAGAAUAGACAAUAAGACUGCUAUUGCUUACAUUAAUAAGUUUGGGGGAACCAAGUAUUUUACUCUUAAUACUUUGGCGCGCGAUAUUUGGGACUGGUGUGAGAACCGGAAAAUUUUUUUGUUUGCAUCUUACAUUCCUUCUGCAGAUAAUGUUAUAGCCGAUCGUGAAUCGAGGAAGUUAGAUGUAGAAACAGAAUUUGAAUUGUCAGAUCAGGUUUUCCAAGAAAUAAUUUCCGUUUUUGGUGUACCAGAAAUUGAUCUUUUUGCCUCCAGAUUUAAUACAAAGUGUAAUAGAUUUGUUUCCUGGAGAAAAGAUCCUCUAUCGGUAGCAGUAGAUGCUUUUACCUUAAACUGGUCAAAUUUAUAUUUUUACGCGUUUCCUCCUUUUUCGAUGAUUUUGAAAGUGCUCCAAAAGAUAAGCCUUGAUGGGGCCGUAGGUAUUGUAGUGGUCCCCUUUUGGCCUACUCAGGUUUGGUGGCCUCUCUUUAAGGAACUAUGCAUAUCGAAGCCUAUUAUUUUUCAAAGUAGUGAUAUUGACGAUGAGGAUAGUAAUUUAAUUUUACCUUACAGAAAUCGCGUUCAUCCCCUAGCAAAAUCACUUUCCCUGGUUUCGUGCAAGUUAUCAGGGAAGCCUAUCGUUUGAGAGGAAUUCCUCCUGAAUCUUUUGAACUUUUCACCAACUCAAUAUCAUCAGCUACUUUAAAGCAGUACUCUUCGGCUCUUUCUAGAUGGUGGUAUUUUUGUGGGACUCAUGGUUGUGAUUUUUACAAUAGUUCUCACUCAGAUAUAAUUAAGUUUCUUACCGUAGAAUUUAAUAAAGGUGUAUCUUUUAGCUACCUAAAUGUCAUAAGAUCGGCGAUUAGUUUUGUUAGGGGCAAUGAUUUUGUAAACAAUCUAGAAGUUAAGAGAUUGUUUAAAGGAAUUUUUAGAAGUAGACCGCCUAGGAGAAAGUAUGACUCCAUCUGGGAUCCGAAUGUGAUUUUACAGCAUUUACAGACUCUUUUGCCUUCAGAGGACUUACCUUUGAAGGAUCUUUCUUUAAAACUAGUUACUUUAUUGGCUUUAACUACUGGCCAUAGGAUUCAGACUCUUUCUAAAAUUAAACUUUCUAACAUUGUAUUUUUGGACAAGCAGAUUGAAAUUCGGAUCCCUGAUGAGAUCAAAACUUCUGGUUUAAAUAGAGUACAGCCUAAUUUGAUUUUGCCAUUUUUCUCUGACAAAAAGUUGUGCGCAGCGUAUACGCUCAAAGUUUAUAUUUCUAGGACUAGGAGUUUGCGGAAUUCAGCUGAUUCUUUAUUCAUUUCAUUUAAUAAACCGCAUUGUGCGAUUCACAGUACGCAAACCCUUAGUCGCUGGAUCAAGAUUGUUUUAUCAGAUAGUGGUGUCGAUGUCUCACUGUUUAAAUCGCAUAGUAUAAGACACGCUAGUACGUCGGCUGCUUUUAGAUCUGGAGUAAAUAUAGAUUCUAUUAGGAAGUCGGCUGGUUGGAGCAAAAGCUCAGAAACUUUUGCUAAUUUUUAUAACUUGCCUUUGUGUGAAUCCAACGUUUUUGCAAGUUCAAUUAUAAAUUUAUGAUUUCGAUUUAUGGUAGUUAUAUCUUUCAUAUUGUUUUUUAGGUGUAUUUCUGAUAAAUAUUAAAUUUGUAGCAAACUAAA